This is a messenger RNA of Cicer arietinum (chickpea), 729 nucleotides long. RefSeq names its product thiosulfate sulfurtransferase 18-like. Gene Ontology annotation, molecular function: catalytic activity. The record is from RefSeq and is a predicted model, not a curated record. NCBI's taxonomy places the organism in Eukaryota, Viridiplantae, Streptophyta, Magnoliopsida, Fabales, Fabaceae.
UCGUCACGCAAUUCCGAAACUGAAGCAAUUUAAAAGCUCCCACACGAUCCAACCUACCCUCAAAACUCCACACAAAUUAUUGUACCAUAUAUCCAUUACCAGUCCAGAUACCACAAUUCUCUUUGUCAUGGGUUCUAUUGGAAAUGAAAGUUCAAAACCUGAGGUUGUCACAGUUGAUGUGGUUACAGCCAAGUCUCUUAUCCAGACAACCCAUGUCUAUCUUGAUGUCAGGACGGUGGAAGAAUUCCAAAAAGGGCACGUGGAUGCAGAGAAGAACAUUAACAUUCCAUACAUGUUCAAUACGCCCGAUGGCAGAGUGAAGAACCCAGAUUUUCUGAAGGAGGUUUCGUCUCUUUGCAAGAAAGAAGACCAUCUCAUUGUGGGUUGUCAAAGUGGUGUGAGAUCUUUGUAUGCAACUGCUGAUCUUUUGGCUGAAGGGUUUAAGGAUGUGUACAAUAUGGGAGGAGGUUAUUUGGAGUGGGUAAAAAAGGAAUUUCCAGUGAAGAUACAUGUGACCAAAGACUCAAUUAUAUGAUUGUCCCCUUUUGAAUUUCUGAAUGCCUUCCAUGGAUAUUAUUAUAAUGCCCUUUUGCAUUUACCAACGUGUUCAUUAAGUUCUGUUUUUGGUAUGCUUAAGUGUAACCAUAUGAAGACAAGCCAAACUAUGUUUAAAGUUGUAUUUUAUCUACUUGAAUAUAUGCAAAAAAAAUAUCUAGGUUAAGCAAUCUA